Molecule: messenger RNA, 720 nt
Organism: Penicillium cataractarum
Lineage: Eukaryota; Fungi; Ascomycota; Eurotiomycetes; Eurotiales; Aspergillaceae
Exons: 1
Coding region: 1-720 (239 amino acids)
Source: RefSeq, a predicted model, not a curated record
AUGAUGGCCGAGCAAUCACACAAGCAAGCCCUACUAACCACCUGCGCGGCCGGUAACCUCCAAACCAUCCAAUCAUACUUUACAACCUACAACACGCUCCCAGGCUCCCAGGUACUAUGGCUCGAGAUGGAUAAAAGUCCCCCGUCUACCUGGAAACUCGUUACUGCGGCGAUAACCCACGAGAAUGUAGCUGUGAUAACGUAUCUACUAUCAAUAUACACCGUCGGCGAUAUUAGCUAUGAAGAAAUCGCCUCGGCGCUUAUCCAGCACCCGAAUCUUGGAAUCAUCUCCCUUCUCUAUGCCCACUCUCCCGAAAUCGUCAACCUCGAAAUAGAUCCUCACCGGACUUUACUGACUGAAACUUGCCGCGGCUGUCGGGAUUCUAUCAAAUUGACGCUCCCGCUUCUGCACUUCCUUCUCAACCACGGUGCUGAUCUGUAUGCGGGCGGAGUCGGUGCUAGUCGAGGGCUCUUGUCGGCAGUUGAGUCUGGACAGCCGUGGGAGGUAAUUGGGAAGAUGUCUGAGUGUGGUGCUUCUGUGAAUGUUCUUGUCUUUUGGGCUGCGGCUCGAGUGGAACGGGUUGAUGGCUCAAGGGGCUUUUUUGAGAUUGGGAGGCUUAGUGGGGUUCUUUUGGCUGGGAGCAUGGUGGAGAUUGCGAAGGGAAUUGGGGAUGAGGAGGUUAGGGCUGUUGUUGAAGGGGGUAUUUAUGGGAUGGAGUAG